Messenger RNA from Ostertagia ostertagi, 429 nucleotides. NCBI's taxonomy places the organism in Eukaryota, Metazoa, Nematoda, Chromadorea, Rhabditida, Trichostrongylidae. The record is from the annotation of a GenBank genome assembly.
AUGCACCCCAAAGCCGUCCGCCAAGGGAGCCAAGAAAGCCGCGAAGAGCCAGAAGGCCAGCCGUACUGGAGACAAGAAGAGGAAGCAGCGGUAAGGAGAGCUACUCGGUCUACAUCUACCGUGUGCUCAAGCAGGUGCACCCCGACACGGUGUCUCCUCGAAAGCAUGUCGAUCAUGAACUCGUUCGUGAAUGACGUUUUCGAGCGCAUCGCUGCUGAGGCAUCUCGUCUGGCGCACUACAACAAGCGUUCGACGAUCUCGUCUCGCGAAAUCCAGACUGCUGUUCGACUGAUCCUCCGAGAGACUCGCCAAGCACGCCGUCUCCGAGGGCACCAAGGCCGUCACCAAGUACACCUCAAGCAAUCCUGGAUGAACAAGGGAUGGAUAGAUCGACCCUGUAGAGUGAAGAUUUUUGGAGAAAAAAUGUAG